Molecule: messenger RNA, 4140 nt
Organism: Melanotaenia boesemani (Boeseman's rainbowfish)
Lineage: Eukaryota; Metazoa; Chordata; Actinopteri; Atheriniformes; Melanotaeniidae
Product: anoctamin-1-like
Exons: 25
Coding region: 191-3073 (960 amino acids)
Biological process (GO): chloride transmembrane transport
Cellular component (GO): plasma membrane
Molecular function (GO): chloride channel activity; protein dimerization activity
Source: RefSeq, a predicted model, not a curated record
UCCACUCUGCAGACAGACACUGAUCAGAGCUUUACAGAAACAGGAAAGAGGGAAGAUCCAAGAAAAAAAAAGCAGAGGCAGCCGAAGGGCAGUUAACGUCAGGAAUAGCCCUUUAUUCAAUGGGAGACACACACAGAGAAGCGUAGAACACACACUGGACUAUUCCCUUUGAAAACUCUCUACAGGCACCAUGACCGAGGAACAAGAAAUUAAUCUGACUUCAACAUCUGAGCAGCACACUCCACAUUUCCUACGAGAUGUCAUCUUCCAUGGAAAGUUCGGGCUGCUGAAGGCUCUAACUCCAGAGGAAAACACUCUGUGCCAUCAUGGACUGUUCUUCCAGGACGGCCAGCGGCGUGUCGACUAUGUUCUCACCUACCCUGUGAAGAAGCCGGGUGGAGGCCGCUCCAGUCGACAGGCGGUCCAUCGUCUGGCUGAAAACGCUUUCACCCGCAGCCUACGCCACGCUUCCCACAGCCAAGCUGAACAUAUCCAAGUCCAUCGAGCUCAAAGGGUCACAGAUUCAUCUUCAUCACAAUCACCGCCAGGAGCUGAUGUGGAAAUGGGCUCUCUGGGAGAACCAAUCAACAGCCACGAGGACCACAAAGCUCUGAGGAGGGAGGAGUUUGAAGAAAAACUGAAGGAGAUGGGGCUAGAGCUGGAAAAGGAUGAAGAAGCCAAAAUCCCAGGACUGGGCUUCGUGAAGAUUCACGCUCCCUGGAACGUUCUCUGUCGAGAGGCUGAGCUGAUGAAGCUGAAAAUGCCCACCAAAAAAGUGUAUGAAGUCAAACAGUCGAGCGGGGUUGUGAAGAAGAUCAGCUCUCUGUACCAUAAAGUUCUGGAGCCACUCCACCCUCACGUUGAAGAAAACAGACCGAAGAACAUCAAGCACCUGUCGCACACUUUCUCCAGAGAAAAACAACACCUGUUUGACCUCUCAGACAAAGAAAACUUCUUUGAUAGCAAAACCAGGAGCUCAAUAGUAUUUGAAAUACUAAAACGAACUAAAUGCAAGGCCAAGUACAGCAUGGGUAUCACCAGUCUUCUUGGUAGUGGAGUAUACACAGCAGCUUACCCUCUUCAUGAUGGAGGCAUUAAUGAAGAGAGUGCAGAACCUAAUGACAGAAAGCUUUUGUAUGAAGAGUGGGCAAACUACAGCGUCUUCUACAAGUACCAGCCAAUCGGACUUGUGCGGAAGUAUUUUGGUGAGAAGAUUGGUCUUUACUUUGCUUGGUUGGGUCUGUACACCCAGAUGCUCAUUCCUGCCUCUCUGGUGGGGGUCAUCGUCUUUUUGUAUGGAUGUGCAACAGUUGAUGACAAUAUACCAAGCAUGGAGAUCUGCCACCCAAAGAACAACAUCACCAUGUGUCCUCUGUGUGAUAGAGUGUGUAGCUACUGGAAACUCAGUACAGCAUGUGGAACUGCCCGAGCCAGCCACCUGUUCGACAACCCUGCCACUGUCUUCUUCUCUAUAUUCAUGGCUUUGUGGGCUGCCAUGUUCAUGGAGCACUGGAAGAGAAGACAGAUGAGACUGAACUAUGAAUGGGACCUCACGGGGUACGAAGAUGAGGAGGAAGCUCUUAAGGACCAUCCCAGGGCUGAAUAUGAGUUUAAAGUAAUGCAGAAGUCUCUAAAGAAAGACCAAACACAACAGCACAAGCUGGAAAAACUCACCUGCCAAGACCGCCUCCCUGCCUACAUGACCAAUAUUGUCAUGAUGCUGUUGAUGAUUGGUGUUACAUUUGCCAUUGUGUUUGGUGUGAUCCUUUACCGGAUCUCCACCAAAGCCGCUCUUCAUAUGAGCUCCAGUUCAAUCACAAGAAACCAUGUACAACUGACAGUUAAAACUACUGCAGCCAUCAUCAACCUUGUGGUCAUCCUCAUUCUGGACGAGGUGUAUGGAGCUGUGGCCCGAUGGCUCACUGUGCUGGAGGCUCCAAAAACAGACAAAAUUUUUGAGGAAAGACUCAUUUUCAAGACCUUCAUCCUCAAGUUUGUUAAUGCCUUCACUCCAAUCAUCUACAUAGCUUUCUUCAGGGGCAGACUGGUGGGCAGACCUGGCAGAUAUGUGUAUGUGUUUGAGUCUUACAGAAUGGAGGAGUGUGCUCUUGGAGGCUGUCUGAUGGAGCUGUGUAUCCAGCUGAGUAUCACCAUGUUGGGAAAGCAACUCAUUCAGAACAAUCUUUUCGAGAUUGGAAUACCUAAGCUGAAGAAGCUGAUUCGAUACAUUCGGUCAAAACAAGGAACUUUUCACGAAGAGGAGAGACAGAAGAAGCUGCAGAGAUAUGAAACGGACCACUUCUUGGAACCAUUUGCUGGAUUAACACCGGAAUACAUGGAGAUGAUCAUCCAGUUUGGAUUUGUCACAUUGUUUGUGGCAUCCUUUCCACUGGCUCCAUUGUUUGCUCUACUCAACAACAUAAUUGAAAUCAGGCUUGAUGCGAAGAAAUUUGUGGCAGAGUUGAGAAGACCAGUGGCAGCAAGAGCCAAAGACAUUGGUAUAUGGUACAACAUAUUGAGAGGGGUCGCCAAAGUGGCUGUCAUCAUAAACGCAUUUGUCAUCUCCUUCACGUCAGACUUCAUCCCUCGGAUGGUGUACCAGUACAUGUACAGCCCCAAUGGCUCCAUGCAUGGAUUUGUCAACCAUACACUGUCCUACUUUAACAUCAGCCACUUUGAAGGUGGAAAAGGACCUAUGGAUCCACUUCAUGUGGGCUACCCUACUGAAGUUUGCAGGUAUAAGGACUACAGAGACCCUCCCUGGUCACCCACAGCUUAUGAAAUCUCAAAGGAAUUCUGGACAGUGCUGGCUGUACGACUGGCCUUCGUUAUUGUUUUCCAGAAUGUUGUUAUGCUGAUGAAUGAUAUCGUGGACUGGCUCAUCCCAGACAUCCCCAAAGAUAUCAGCCUGCAGAUCCACAAAGAAAAGAUCUUAAUGGUCGACCUCUUCAUGAAGGAAGAGCAAGGCAAGAUGAGGACCUCGUCGAGCACCAAGGAGAACUGCAGCAGGAUCAACAGCACAGCGGCUCAUCCUCGCUCCUCACAGCAAAGCAACAACUCCAAAACUUUCUGAUGGCAGUUAGAAAUAUGUCAGUAUUCAGUCUUAGUCAAAACCCUCAGGUCAACCCAAACUCACUAUUUUUCUUCAUAUCCAGAACAUUCCAACAACUGGGAGAGCAGCUGGCCAAUCAGGUGUGAGGAAAGUAGGGCGUAUCCAAAUGUGUUGCAGUUUGCUUUCAAUUUAACAUUGAUUUGUUCAAUAAAUACGUCUUCAGCUUUGCAUGCAUAGUGACAUGGGAACAUGUGUGUAUAUAUAAAUCUGUUAAUGGUCAUAGAGUUCACAAAUACCUGAACAUGCUUCAAGAUUUACACAAAAGAAUCAGAAAAUGUUUUUACUCCAAUAACUUAACAUACAUUUAUGGUAAAUAUCCUGUAUUCAAAGUUGAACACUCAAAAUCUCAGACAACAGAAAUCAUUUAAUGCAGGGCUUCUUAGACUAUUUGAUCAGCACUUUAGUUGAUCAUGAAUUCAAUCCCACACCAAUGAGUUAAUUUGGUUAAAGUGGCAUUUUUCCUGUGGUGGACAACCACUGGAGCCUGUGAACCUUGUAAAUCAGUUGAAAAGUAAGUAAUACCAAGCGAGGUGGUAUUUUUGGUAAGCCUGAUGCAAAGUACUGUCAGAACAACAAUGUUUAAACAGAGUUGUCUUUAAAUGAAGAAUAUGUUCUCACUUUAAGAAGCAACUGCUACUGAGAAGUUAUUUUCCCUAAAAUUAAACAAGCAUAUGUCUGAAAAAUUAGAAUUGUGUGGCUUUUUUUUCACCCAGUUCAGUAGCUCUUCAUUUGAAUGGUCUUAAUACCUGUUGUUUUUGGUGUUCUGUAAGAAAAGUUGCUUUAUCAGGAUUUGACACUUUUUGGAUCACUCCUAGUUUGAGUUAAAAGGAAACAGUAUAUGCUGAAUUUUAAAAUUGUAUACAUUAAACUUCCGCUUGUAAAUAUACUGUAUACCAGUACAACAGACAAUCUACAUAUACAAGUACAGGCCUGAUUCCAAAAAGGUGGGGCAUUGUUUAAAAUGUAAAUAAAAACAUUACAAUAAUUUCCAAAUCUCCUCAAUCCAUAUUUUAUUCCAAAUAGAACAU